Messenger RNA from Coniosporium apollinis CBS 100218, 1338 nucleotides. RefSeq lists its product as uncharacterized. The record is from RefSeq and is a predicted model, not a curated record. NCBI's taxonomy places the organism in Eukaryota, Fungi, Ascomycota, Dothideomycetes. The coding region runs from base 1 to 1338 and encodes 445 amino acids. The transcript has 5 exons.
AUGCUGUACGCCAAACACAACCCGAUUGAGGUUUAUAUCCAAUCAGUUGAGAAGGGCACGCGAUACAAAGAGUACCCACGCAAUGACAAUGGCAUCCUGAGCGACGACGAGAGUAGGGUUUGCUACAUCGAAGCAGUCGACGACGACCAGUAUUCCAUUGUGGUAGUCCUGCAACGCGGAUUCCGGUACCGUAGGGCACAGGGCAUCAAGAUCUCGUACAAGAUCGAUGACGUUACCUAUGUCAAUGAGUUUACGUACACCGCCGUCGACGACCAGUGCGAGCAAGCUACGUUCCGUUUCGGCAAGCUCGCCCUAGAUGAGGACAUUGAAGCUGACAAUAAAGAUUCUGCCAUUGGUAGGAUCAAGGUCACGGUUCGGCGCGGCAAAGAGGUGACGAAGCAGCUCAAGAGGCCUAGAACGCCGAAUACUACUGAAGUCCGUGGUCUUCCAGGCACAUCUUUCGAAGCGACCAUGUCUAAAUCGGUGUUCAAGCAGGGCAUCUCGCACUCUACGAGAUUGGUGGGUACUGGUAAGCGACACUUGAGGAGGACAAGCAUGUCGAGUACAUCGACGAGGUUCGUGCCGCUUGGGCGCACACAUGGUCGGGAAUUUGUGUUCGAGUUCUACUACAGAUCACGAAUGACUCUGCAGCAUCUGGGAAAGAUCCCAUUCACUCCGAUAAUUGAACCUCAGCAGGACACCGUGUCAUCCGAUUCGGUUGGAAACACCGAAGCACAGACUGCGGCAGCCGCUCAAGCAGGCGACAUGACUGACGGCGGGUUGGUCAGCCAUAGCAGACAACAGCUUCCGAGCCUCAAGCGCGAGCCACUUCCAGAUUUUUCAAGUACCCAACCAGCUGCUCCAACAGUCGCUCAGACAGGCGAUACGGCUGACGGCAGAUCGGCCGGAGAUGGCGGACAGCAGCCUUCGAGCGUCAAGCGCGAACUCAGUCCAACCUCCCCGAAUGCACCACCUGCGGCUCCGCCAGCGAAGCGGAUCAAGACUGUCGAUCUUACGUUAGUCGACUCUCCUCCGCUAUCCGUUCAACAAACGAAACCGGACACGAAGCGGGAAACGCCACUUGUUCCCUUGAGAAGCAUACCCACCCUCGACUUGACCGCUGAAGAACAUGUCAAUGCGCCGGUCAUCAAGAACGAGUCAGGUGGCCAUGCUGGCGGCGCCGGAGCUGCGUCUGGGACAGAUGCUCAUGAUGAUAUGGAUGAGGAGGCUCUGAGGCUGAAACUGGAGGAGAUUCAAGCUCGGCUGAAACUGGAGGAGAUCCAAGUUCGGCUGAGGCUGAAGCAGAUUGAAAAGUCCAAGGCGAGACCGCAGCUCUAG